CUCCCCCGCCCUCCCCGCCGGGCCCGCCGCAGCCCGCGGGCGCGGCCAGGAGGCGGCGGGGUCGCGGCUGCCCCGGCUGCCGCCCGGCACUCCACGCCUUUCCGCGGCUCUCCGUCCCCCUCCGGCGAGAUGUUAUGGCCGAGCCGGCGCAGACGGGCGGCGUAGGGCAGGGCGGGCGGCGGGAGGAUGAGGCGGCGGCGGUGGCGGCGCCGCCGGCGGCCGCCGCCCCCAGCUCGGAGGACUACGAGUGCAAGAUCUGCUACAACUAUUUCGACCAGGAGCGGCGGGCGCCCAAGCUGCUGGAGUGCCUGCACACCUUCUGCCAGGAGUGCCUGAGCCAGCUGCACCUGCGCGCCGCGCAGCAUCCCCCUGCCGCCGGCGCCGAGCCGGGCCCGGGGCGCUCUCCCGGCGGCUCGCUGGCCUGCCCGCUCUGCCGCCACCGCACGGCGCUGCCCGACCACCGCGUCCACGGCCUCCCGGUCAACACCAAGCUGGCCGCCGCCUGCCCGCCGCAGCUGCGGGCCCGCGACCCGGUGCCGCAGGACCGCCUGCCGCCGCUGCCGCCCCGCCGCCCGCCCCGCGCCCGGGAGGCGGCGGCCGCGCUGGCCCCGCCGCCCCCCGCCCCCGCCGGGCCGCGCUCCUCGGGCGGCGGCUACGAGAGCUGCCAGAGCUGCAAGCGGGCGGCGCUGAGCGCCGGCUGCGUGUGCGUCGUCGUCUCCUUCCUCUCCAUGGUGGUGCUGCUCUUCACCGGCCUCAUCUUCGUCAACCAGUACGGCGGGGACGCCGCGCCCGGCGCCGCGGCAUCACCGUCGCCGGUGGGGCCCAUCUGCCUGUCGGUCGCCAGCAUCCUCGCCCUCUUCUCCGUGGUCGUCACAUGGCUCAUCUGCUGGCUCAAGUACCGGCCCGAGGCGGCCACCGGCGGGGCCACGGCCAACGGGUCCGCGCGGGGCCGGGCCGCCCGCAGGAGCGACACGUAGCGCCGGGAGCGGGGCCGCGCCGCGCCGGGCUGAGCGCGGCCGCUGCUCCGGGAGCCCCGGCCGGGGGCUGAGCCCCGAGCGGCCGCGGGGCGGGCGGGCCGCGGCCGGGGAGCGCACGGGCUUGGCGGGCUGACAGUGCCAGCGCGGCCGCCGGCCCGAUGUCCCAGCCCGAGGCCGUGGGGAUGGGCUGCAGGGUGACCCGGUGAGGAGUCACGGAGGUCCGGCCGCUCAGGAGGGAGCGCAGGGCCCGCCGUGCCGCAGAGGUGGCUGGAGGGGCCUCCCUGGGGAGCCGGAGAGGUGCGCGGUCCGCGCCUCUGCGGGAGCGCAUCCCGGGUGCUGAGCUCCUGGGCAGAAGGACACGAUCGCGAUUAAAGAAAACUGGCUUACUGUUGCCCCCACCUGGAAGAUAAUUGGAGAGGUUCACUGUGGUUAGGAGCAGAACAGGAACGCGUUGUUAAAUGCGCUUCGUUUUUUCCCUUUUAUGACGUUAACAAGUUAAUAUAUAGAAGAAGCUGUAACAGAAGUGUAUUAUCUUAAGAGACUGAGCCAAAGUUUCCUACAGUGUACUGAGUAUGGUUUCAUUAUAAUUUUAUUAGAAGGCUGUUGAGCCCUCUGACGGUUGCUUAAAAUAAGCUGUAUUAUUUAAUUCUUUGAAAUUCUAAUUUAAUGUGGGAGACUGAAACAUUACAUUGAACACUUAAAACAAUUUAUGGAAGAUUAUUUAAUUAAUGGAGCUCCAAGACAGAGCUAAGAGACUGCUGUCAUAGGGAUUAAUAUUUCACUGGCCAUUGAUUUCAAUUUUUAUGCAGUGAGAGGAGCCCACAUUAAAGUAUGGACUUUUGGCAUCACUGUAAAAGUGAAAUGCGGUAGUGUAAUUUGUGAUUGAAAAUUUGAUCGAGAUAGUUGUAGUAAGGUGGUGGUUUUCCCUUUUGGUAAGUUUGUCUUCUGUCUUGGAAGUUUCUGGAAUGGACAGUAGAAAACGUUUUUAUUCUGUGAGGCUGGGACAUCAAAGGUGUCUUUGAAAUGUGACAAGAUGUUCAUGAUAUGAAAAGGAAAAACAUUGCCAUACAGCUGGUUUUGUAGUAUAUUAAGGAGAGCACUCUAUAUAGAUACUGUUCUGUGUUGCAGGAUAAUUCAUUUGGUGCCUGAAUUUUUUAAACUUAAUUAGUUGUUAUAAUCUAUUCUAUUGGGAAUAAGAUAAUGCUGCUUAUUCCGUGUUUCUACACAGUACUGUAAUGGAAUGAGGUAAUUAUUUUCGUGCUUAACAAUUCGAAAAUUUUAAAAGUGAUCUUUUAGUAUGUGUAUUUUGCAAGCUGUCUGCAUGAUAUUCUGACAAGUAUCCUCUUAAUAGACCUUUACUUGACCACUUCUGUUUAUCACAAGUGCAAAGAAAUUGAUUCUGUAGAAAUGUAAAGGCAGCAGGUGAAGAUGUGUGAUGUGUUUUAUGACUGCACCAGUGAUGUGUGCUGUGCAACGUCUUGAUUAUCACAAAUGUGUGAAAAACAACCCCCUGACACCCAAGAAACCCCACAAACCAAGCAGUAUUUGUAUAGACUCUGAUGAUGGACGCAGUUUGUGGGAACAGCAGAUGAUUUUUGUGUCACUUAUGUCUGUUGAAAAAGAUCCGCACCAGCCUUUUAAAGUUGUAUAUCAUAAUAUAAAGGCCCUGAAGAGAUAAAUUACUGGGAUCAACUGUGGCUCUGACCAAGAUUUGUGUACUUAGACCAGUGUUUUCCAACUUGGAGUUGCUUGUUAGCUGUCUAAAAGGUUAUGCCUCCUAAAAUCAGGCCUGACCAUUAGCCCCUGUUGACUUCAGCAGUAGUUGUAGAUGUUCUGCACCAAAGAAAAUCACGAGACUUUUAUUUAAGCAUCUAAAUGAGAAUUUAGGUGCUUGACUUCAGGUACAAAUAUUUGAAAAUUUGGGCCUUAACCUAUCUGUUCUUCGGUUAAUGCAUCUGUAAAGUUUGAUAAUAGCCUUGACCUACCUCACAGGCAAGAUGUGAGGCUUUAUUUAUUAAUGUUUUUAAGCAAUUGGAGAUCCUUGAAGAGGAGGUGCUAUAGAAGUGAAAGUAUUAUUGUAAAUGAUACUGUAGUAGGAAUAAAUAUAUGUAAAUUAAUGGACAUAAACAGCAGCAAUGUUUUCUAAGAAAAAUAAAUAUAUCAAAUAUGUACAUGUGUACAUCAUAUGCACCAACACAUGAUUUACCUUGUUGUGCUUCUCUGCACACGCAGUGUGUGUAUCUGCAUUUCUGUUCAGCCAGGUCAGCUCCAGCCCCUUGCAGUUCAGGUGAGCCCAGCCAGCAGUCGCUGCUCCAACUCCGUCCUGCAGACACCCAGAGGUGGCUCUGAGUGCUCCUGGAGCUCAGCUGGAGCUCCCUGCAUGGUUCUUUCCUUUACUUUGCCUUAGUCCUGCAGGCUUGGGCUGCAGGGAGCUGCUGGGGUGUGCCGGGGGUGCUGCCAGGGAGCUCCUCCCCUGUGGGAAUGGGUGUAGGAGCUGCUGUCCCACGGAGGCUGUGAUGGAGCUGAAGCACUGGACACAGUAAGAUGUGUGUACUCCAUCGUCUUCUUCACUUGCCACACCAUAGCUUUAUUCUUGCCUUUUCUCUGUAAACAGAAUUUGCCAUUUUGGCUAAACCAAUCGUUUCAACUGGGAUCCAUGGACUACUAAAAGAGCCGUGAAAGGUAAGUAAGAAAGCAAACUGGUCAUCAGAAACUUAAAUCUGUUGUGUGAGGGUCAACCUUAAAGCAUUUAGAGGUUGGCACAUUACAAAAUAUUGACGAUCGCUGGCCUAAACAGGAUUUUCAGGCUUAUUCACAUUGAACGAUCAUAUUGCGUAUCAGGUUCUUACCCAUAUAUUUGAAAAUAUAUCAGAGCCAAAUUAAAAUGGACAGUCUGAUCUUAUGCCAAAUCCUUCUCUCUGCUUACACAAAUUUUGGGAAACUCCACUGGUUUCAGGAGUGUUAGUCUGGAUCCACAUCAUAGUAUCAGUCAGAAUAAAUCAUGCAUUGUAUACAUCUCUGGCUACUGUAGAAUCCCAGUAUUGUAUUUUGGGUUCCUUUGAGUGUACAGAU
Prinia subflava (tawny-flanked prinia) is the source of this 4049-nucleotide messenger RNA. RefSeq names its product RING finger protein 223 (gene RNF228). The transcript has a single exon. The record is from RefSeq and is a predicted model, not a curated record. Gene Ontology annotation, molecular function: ubiquitin protein ligase activity. Bases 135 to 977 code for a protein of 280 amino acids. Gene Ontology annotation, biological process: protein ubiquitination. NCBI's taxonomy places the organism in Eukaryota, Metazoa, Chordata, Aves, Passeriformes, Cisticolidae.